Messenger RNA from Schistosoma curassoni, 4494 nucleotides. The record is from the annotation of a GenBank genome assembly. Lineage: Eukaryota; Metazoa; Platyhelminthes; Trematoda; Strigeidida; Schistosomatidae.
AUGAUUGAAGUAAGUCCAUCUAGUGUAACGCUGCAGCCAGGUCAAAUAACAACUAUCAAUGUGAAAUAUAUAUUCCCACUGAACUCCACCUAUCUGAAAUCUACAAUACAAAUCAGUGGAACUGGAAGCAACAACACUAAUGAAUCUAUAAUAACUAUUGAAGAUUUUAAAAUAAGUUUGGGCUCUAACUUAUUUUACACAACAACUGCUUACUCAUCUAACUAUUUGUCCACUUAUCCAACCGAUCAAAAUGAUCAGUUGUUAAUAUACUUCGAAAAUAUCACAAACAUUGGUACGGUCAGUGUACCCUUAAUGCGAAACACUCUCAGUCUUUCAGUGGAUAUCCAGUUGAGUGAUAGUAAAAUUGUGGAAAACGGAACUGUUUGGCCGUUGCAAAUCACUGGUCGAUUCAAUGUUGUCACUAAUAUUAGCAAAAUAUCUGUGAGUUGUGUAAGAACAGGGUCAGAAAAACCAUCAAUUCAGGUUGUCCUAUCUCAACUGUCAUCGUUCACAUUCAGUGAUUAUCCUGAUAGAGAUGUGGUGUAUCUUCAGACAACCGUUCAAAUGAUGAAUGGUACCGGAUUGGAAUGUGAAAGACAAUCGAUAAUUUUCUAUCUCAGUCCAGAAAUAAAAUCAAUCAGUGUAGUUAAUCAAACAGGGAACAUAGAUAAUGUAACAUUGAAAACUCCUUUAAACCCAGUAACUAAAUCAGUUCAGUUCAUAGGCGUCAUACUUCCACCGAAUACUAUCGAUGUCACAUUUUCCAGAGUAUACAUCCAAGAUAAUCCAAAUUAUUGUCUAUUCGAUACAUGGUUUAUUGAUUCGGUAAUUGUCCUUCCACCUGGAAAUAAUAGUUUGAUCAUGAAGUUUUCUGGUCCGUCUCUAAAUAAUGUCUAUUACGGAUAUAUACAAUAUUUGUUUGCUUACUACAACGGUUCAAAUAUAGCAAAUAAUUAUCCUGUGAAGUUUAGUAAUCUCACAUACUUGGACAACAAUUCCUCGUCUUCGGAGUUCACAAUGACAAGUCAGAUAAGUGUUUCUUCCGCUCCUGCCAAUGAUUCAAAUGACUUCAGUAUUAGGAUGCGAUUCCAAGUUGGUCUUUUCCCUCAAAUGUCGAUUCCACCAAUAGGUACCAAUUUAACAGUCAGAAUGGAGGCAUUGUUGACUCCAAAGAUUACCGUAGAUAUUCCCAUGAGUGUUUCCUCGAACUGUCCGAUUCAAUAUGAUUCAGUCAACUUUACCAAGUGUCCACCGCAAGUGGAAGUAGGUGUUUAUGACACUACUUUGCCAAUGAUGAAUCGAUCAGUUCGUCUAACAGUUUUUAUUCAGAUAUAUAGACCAAGUUUGGUAUCCGUUAAGUUUGAAGCAAAAAUCUCACCAUUAGGUAAGAAUUCUACAGUGAAUUUUUGUGAGAGCCAACUCAUAGCAUUUGCAGGUCCUAAUUUGGUUGCGAAUAAUGUCUUGACAUUAAAGGAUACCUCAGUCGUGAAUCAAGCUGAAAAGUUACAAUUCUUUAAUCUUCAACUGAGUAUUCUGCCUUCUACGACAGCACUUUAUAGUAUUUAUCUUGCUAAUACUGGUAAACUAAAGACGGAACAAUGUUCCGUGGAUUACUUGUUAACAGAAAAUAAUUCAACUAAGAAAGUCUCUAAAACUCCUGUAGUUACCAUUGAAAAAGUCGAACCACGAAAUUCACAACCAACAGUAAACUUUAGUACAAUUGUAGAAGUUCGAGUGAAAUUCGUUAAAGACUUUGUCUACAUGCCGAUAACUUUUCAACUACAAGUAGAUUCAAAUGAAGCAAUUAUAAUCAGACAGAGUAUUCAAACAAUUGGAUAUCUAUUAAAAGGUGUAGCACUUGUGGCCUAUGAUUUUUCUGUUAAACCUAAUUUGGCUAGAUUGCAAAUAAACUCGGUGUAUUUCAAUGAAUCAUGUACAGAUGCUCAGUGUGAUAUUGCAAUGCGUUAUUCGAUAAUUCCAAUCACCACAAAGCCUUUGAUAAUCACAUCAACAUUUACCUCUGGUGUAUCCAACUUUACGAAAACAUUAACUAUUACUCCACGAGAUAACUACUCUACUGUGUUGUCAUCAAGUCAGGCUCCAGGAGUUGAUCUAAUUUCUAUUGAUUCAAAAACAGUCAGAAAUCAAGUUAUACCGAACUAUUUAACAUCACUGAAGUUAACGCUAACUCUCAAACCCAAUGUAUGGCAGUCGAUAUAUUUUCAACUUUAUGCUCCAGGUGCCUACCAAGAAUACAUAUUAGUCAAGCCAAUAAUGCUAAGCCAAUCAACAUCAUUGCCAUAUGUCAGCUCAGUUUCGAACUCUUUGGAAAAUAUGGUUUAUAUCAGUAUAGAUAAAGCUUAUUACGAAGGAAUUGCAACCGAUCAAACGACUUCGGCAGCAAAUCAGUUGACUUACUAUAUCCCAAUGUUCACUGCGAAUUCUGUCAGACCACUGGUCAAUUUCACUUACAAUCUGACAGUCAAUUCAAUCUCUAUAUUUGGUAAUUUCAUAUUUAUUACCACUACUCCAGCAGGAUUUACUACAACUCUUACAAAUACUUGGACUUUAAAUUAUCCAAGUACCAUGGAUGGAUAUAAACAAAUGUGUACUGGAGGACCGUUUCAAUUUAUGUUGAGUAUGUGUCCGAUUGAAAGACGUUGUUCGUUCUAUACAUACUGGAUCAACAGAAUUGUGAAUGGUAGUGCAGCUCUUAAUAUUACAAAAGUAAUUGUACAACAAGUUGAUCCAGAUGUGUGGUUAUCAACCUCGUUCUCUUUAAAUUUGACAUCUGAACGUAGUUAUGUGAGAGUGGAUUACGGCCCAUUAUGCACCAUCAAUCAAAAUUCUUACUGUACGCAAUUUAAACAUACUCUUUAUUUAAUGGGAGAUUGCAAUGUGACAACGACAAUAAAAUACACUUUCCCAACAUUUGUUAAUAUCAGUGGGAGUACAAAAAAUUUUACCGCCCAGACUUUGGUAUUGAGUCCAAUACCAAGUUUCCCAAUAUACACCAAGAUUAUGAUUGAAGUAAGUCCAUCUAGUGUAACGCUGCAGCCAGGUCAAAUAACAACUAUCAAUGUGAAAUAUAUAUUCCCACUGAACUCCACCUAUCUGAAAUCUACAAUACAAAUCAGUGGAACUGGAAGCAACAACACUAAUGAAUCUAUAAUAACUAUUGAAGAUUUUAAAAUAAGUUUGGGCUCUAACUUAUUUUACACAACAACUGCUUACUCAUCUAACUAUUUGUCCACUUAUCCAACCGAUCAAAAUGAUCAGUUGUUAAUAUACUUCGAAAAUAUCACAAACAUUGGUACGGUCAGUGUACCCUUAAUGCGAAACACUCUCAGUCUUUCAGUGGAUAUCCAGUUGAGUGAUAGUAAAAUUGUAGAAAACGGAACUGUUUGGCCGUUGCAAAUCACUGGUCGAUUCAAUGCUGUCACUAAUAUUAGCAAAAUAUCUGUGAGUUGUGUAAGAACAGGGUCAGAAAAACCAUCAAUUCAGGUUGUCCUAUCUCAACUGUCAUCGUUCACAUUCAGUGAUUAUCCUGAUAGAGAUGUGGUGUAUCUUCAGACAACCGUUCAAAUGAUGAAUGGUACCGGAUUGGAAUGUGAAAGACAAUCGAUAAUUUUCUAUCUCAGUCCAGAAAUAAAAUCAAUCAGUGUAGUUAAUCAAACAGGGAACAUAGAUAAUGUAACAUUGAAAACUCCUUUAAACCCAGUAACUAAAUCAGUUCAGUUCAUAGCAGGACGUUUAUAUUUCGGUGCAAAGUAUGAAGUCAUCUUUAGUCUGAAAUUUAAUCCAUCUCGUAGUACAACCAUUGUGAAAUAUCCAAUUCUAGUCGAAAUUGUGUGCAAACCCUAUGAACGUGGUAGUCCCGUAGUGGAUAGCUGCGCAAAACAAAGGUUUUACAAGUUCAAAUCUCAUCUGCGUAUUCAACUUGACUACACAUAUCCUCCCAACUUACCUCAUUACGUUGCAAUGCGGAACCCUUUGGUACAGUUGCCCGACCGUCAAGCGAAUACAUUUCUAAAUGUUGGUGAUCUUUUGUUUUAUUGUGCACGUGCGUUUAGUAUGAAGGGUUCAUUAGAUUUGGUGAGACGAUGUUUCAAGAUUGGUAAAUUGCCUGAAAGAAUUUGGUUUGAUGUCGGACCAUCUGUUGAACAGAUUAUAGCGUACACAAAUCCACUUGGCAUAUUGUUCGGUUUGGGAGCAAAUGGUGGAGGUGUAAUGAUGAGUAAGGAUUUGGGGAAAACAUGGAUUUCAAUCAACUCAUUCAUGUAUCAAAGAACUUUGAAUACGUCGACUGAAAUCAUUACAGCAAGUGUCAUACCAUGGAUUUCAUCAACUGGAUCAAUUGACAAUACACUGUCUGAGUCAUUUUGCAAGAUGCGAGUGGCUAAUCAAUGGAAUGUAUGCAUCAACGCCAUUUAUGCAAGUCAACUUCUAUUGGCAGACUGGACUAACACCUGUCCAAACACCAAGCCUUUUUAA